Messenger RNA from Magnolia sinica, 4092 nucleotides. RefSeq names its product ubiquitin C-terminal hydrolase 12-like. The transcript has 32 exons. The record is from RefSeq and is a predicted model, not a curated record. Gene Ontology annotation, cellular component: cytosol; nucleus. Bases 168 to 3524 code for a protein of 1118 amino acids. Lineage: Eukaryota; Viridiplantae; Streptophyta; Magnoliopsida; Magnoliales; Magnoliaceae. Gene Ontology annotation, molecular function: cysteine-type endopeptidase activity; protein binding; cysteine-type deubiquitinase activity. Gene Ontology annotation, biological process: protein deubiquitination; regulation of protein stability.
UGCUCCGUGAGACUACUCCCGUUUUACUUUCCAAAUAAACCCCGGUCCUUUCUCGCUAGCCAAUUUUUUCUUGCUCUCUCGUUACAGAGCUUUCUUCCUCUCGCUCCAAUUUCUACCGAAGAAGCUGUUCAGAUUCGUCGAUCGGACGACUCUUUCUCUAUCUAUCCAUGACUAUGCUGACUCCUCCUCCAUUAGAUCAGGAAGACGACGAGAUGCUCGUCCCGCAUUCCGAUUUCGUCCCCGAAGGACCGCAGCCGAUGGAAGUAGUGCAGCAGCCGGAAGCUGCUGCAAGCACGGCAGAGAAUCAGCCGGUGGAGGAUCCUCCGUCGUCGAGAUUCACAUGGACAAUUGAGAACUUCUCUAGGUUGAACACCAAGAAGCACUACUCCGACGUUUUCUUCGUCGGGGGUUACAAGUGGCGGGUGCUGAUUUUUCCGAAAGGGAACAACGUGGACCAUCUUUCGAUGUACUUAGAUGUUGCGGAUUCUGCCAGUUUGCCUUAUGGAUGGAGUAGAUACGCGCAGUUCAGCUUGGCUGUGAUUAACCAAAUCCACAACAAGUAUACAGUAAGAAAAGACACACAACACCAAUUCAAUGCACGGGAGAGUGAUUGGGGUUUCACAUCCUUCAUGCCCCUCAGUGACCUCUAUGACCCGUCUAGAGGGUAUCUCGUGAAUGAUACAUGUAUAGUUGAAGCCGAGGUUGCUGUCCGUCGAGUCGUCGAUUACUGGACGUACGACUCGAAGAAAGAAACGGGUUAUGUUGGCCUUAAGAACCAAGGGGCGACCUGUUACAUGAACUCUCUUCUUCAGACUUUGUACCAUAUUCCCUACUUUAGAAAGGCUGUAUACCAUAUGCCAACGACUGAGAAUGAUAUGCCGUCCGGAAGCAUUCCCCUAGCUCUUCAAAGCUUGUUCUAUAAGCUUCAGUAUAGCGACAACAGUGUUGCUACAAAAGAGCUGACCAAAUCAUUUGGAUGGGAUACGUAUGAUUCUUUCAUGCAACAUGAUGUGCAAGAGCUGAACAGGGUUCUUUGUGAAAAGCUGGAAGACAAGAUGAAGGGGACUGUUGUGGAGGGUACAAUACAACAGUUAUUUGAAGGGCACCAUAUGAACUACAUUGAGUGCAUCAAUGUUGACUACAAGUCCACAAGAAAGGAGUCAUUUUAUGACCUUCAGCUUGAUGUCAAGGGCUGCCGGGAUGUUUAUGCUUCUUUCGACAAGUACGUGGAAGUUGAGCGUCUUGAAGGUGAUAACAAGUAUCAUGCAGAACAACAUGGGUUGCAGGAUGCUAAGAAGGGCGUCUUGUUCAUUGACUUCCCUCCUGUGCUGCAACUUCAGCUAAAACGGUUCGAAUACGAUUUCAUGCGGGACACAAUGGUAAAGAUAAAUGACCGUUAUGAGUUCCCAUUGCAACUAGACCUUGAUAGAGACAACGGAAAAUAUCUUUCUCCAGAUGCAGACAGAAGGGUUCGCAACCUUUACACACUUCACAGUGUUCUCGUUCACAGUGGUGGUGUACAUGGUGGACACUAUUAUGCUUUUAUCAGGCCAACUCUCUCUGAUCAGUGGUUCAAGUUUGAUGAUGAACGGGUAACAAAAGAAGAUGUGAAGAGGGCACUAGAGGAGCAGUAUGGUGGUGAGGAAGAGUUACCUCAGACUAAUCCUGGCUUUAAUAACACUCCAUUUAAGUUUACGAAGUAUUCAAAUGCAUACAUGCUUGUGUAUAUUCGUGAAAGCGACAAAGAGAAAAUAAUUUGUAAUGUGGACGAGAAGGAUAUUGCUGAACACCUUAGGAUAAGGUUGAAGAAAGAACAAGAAGAAAAAGAGCACAAGAAAAAGGAAAAAGCAGAGGCACAUCUUUAUACCAUUAUAAAGGUUGCUCGAGAUGAGGAUCUUGCAGAACAGAUUGGAAGGGAUAUAUACUUUGAUCUUGUGGAUCAUGACAAAGUUCGGAGUUUUCGCAUCCAGAAACAGAUGCCCUUUAACCUUUUCAAGGAGGAGGUGGCUAAAGAAUUCGGAGUCCCAGUGCAAUUUCAGCGUUUUUGGUUAUGGGCUAAGCGCCAAAACCAUACAUAUCGUCCCAAUAGGCCACUGUCACAUCAAGAGGAGACACAAUCUGUUGGACAAUUGAGGGAGGUAUCAAACAAGGCCCACAAUGCAGAACUAAAGCUGUUUUUGGAAGUAGAGCUCGGACAGGAAUUACAUCCCCUUCCUCCUCCUGACAAGACCAAAGAAGAUAUACUACUUUUCUUCAAGCUUUAUGAUCCUGAAAAGGAAGAGCUCAGGUAUCUAGGGAGGCUUUUUGUUAAAGGUGGAGGUAAGCCAGUGGAAAUCCUAACAAAAUUGAAUGGAAUGGCUGGCUUCUCUCCAAAUGAAGAAAUAGAACUUUAUGAGGAAAUAAAGUUUGAGCCAAGUGUUAUGUGUGAACACAUAGACAAGAAACUUACAUUUCGAGCUAGCCAGCUUGAAGAUGGGGACAUAAUUUGUUUCCAGAAAUCUCCUCCAGUUGAAAAUGGCGAUCACUGCCGUUAUCCAGAUGUACCUUCAUUUCUGGAGUAUGUUCAUAAUCGACAGGUUGUCCAUUUCCGAUCUCUUGAGAAACCUAAGGAGGAUGACUUCUGUUUAGAGUUGUCGAAGCUUUUCAGUUAUGAUGAAGUUGUGGAAAGAGUUGCUCGCCAACUUAGUUUGGCUGAUCCAUCUAAAAUUAGGCUUACAUCUCAUAACUGUUACUCUCAGCAGCCUAAACCCCAACCCAUCAAGUACCGGGGCGUAGAGCAUCUAUCGGACAUGCUGGUCCAUUACAACCAGACAUCCGACAUCCUUUAUUAUGAAGUGUUGGACAUCCCUUUGCCAGAAUUGCAGGGUUUAAAAACACUGAAAGUUGCUUUUCAUCAUGCGACAAAGGAUGAAGUGGUUAUUCACACUAUUAGACUUCCCAAGCAAAGCACUGUGGGAGAUGUGAUCAAUGAUUUGAAAUCGAAGGUUGAAUUGUCUCACCCUAAUGCCGAGCUUCGACUACUAGAGGUUUUCUAUCACAAGAUCUACAAGAUUUUUCCACCGAGUGAAAAGAUUGACAACAUAAAUGAUCAAUACUGGACAUUGCGUGCAGAGGAGGUUCCAGAAGAAGAGAAAAACCUUGGUCCUCAAGAUCGCUUGAUUCAUGUCUAUCACUUCACAAAAGAUGCAUCUCAAAAUCAGAUGCAGGUUCAGAAUUUUGGGGAACCCUUUUUCUUGAUCAUCCAUGAAGGUGAGACUUUAGCCGAGGUUAAAGUCCGUAUCCAGAAGAAGUUGCAGGUUCCAGACGAGGAAUUCUCUAAGUGGAAGUUUGCUUUUCUGUCACUGGGUCGUCCUGAAUACCUUCACGAUUCCGACAUUGUGUCCAGUCGUUUUCAGAGAAGAGAUGUUUAUGGAGCUUGGGAGCAAUAUCUUGGGUUGGAACACUCAGACACUGCUCCAAAAAGAGCUUACACAGCCAAUCAGAGCCGCCUCACAUUUGAGAAGCCAGUGAAAAUCUACAACUAGAAAAUGUCAGUGACCUCCGCAACCGCACUGACCAAACCCAGUGCCUCAGCCUGCUGCCACUCCAGCUAUAUGCUAAAUGGGGCACACAGCAAGAUGCACCCUAGGGACGAGAAGCUUUGAGAUUGUUGUCGGGUUUGGUUUAUUAAUUUUUGUUGCUUAUGUAUUCUUUCUAGUGUUGGGUGGGGAGAUAGUUUACGAAAUGCCUAUGUGCAUGUCAUUUACCAACGACAGCAGCCCCCGCUCUUGAGCUUUUCGUUUUUUCUCCUUUUUUUCCUCAUCUUUUUUUUUUUUUUUUUGGUUCCUUUGUGGUCAAGAAGGCCCCUUGGGUGAGAGGUCUCACCAUCAUCUUCAUUUCCACUGUAAUUUAGCACAUAAAGAUGAUUUUGGACUAGGGGAUGUAUACAGGGUAUAAAUAGUUGGGUGUCUUCAACAUUUUUUUCCCGUCUUUUUCAGUAUCUAUUUCUUUCCUUGUGUUUAAGGUAUGGGGGCUGUAUAAUGGUUGGUGUCACUGCUUUUGAGUUUCGAAGGGGUAUUUUAUUGUGUAAAAGAAGCAGCUCUUUAGCCUCCA